Molecule: messenger RNA, 679 nt
Organism: Suillus paluster
Lineage: Eukaryota; Fungi; Basidiomycota; Agaricomycetes; Boletales; Suillaceae
Exons: 5
Coding region: 65-640 (191 amino acids)
Source: RefSeq, a predicted model, not a curated record
GUAAUUCCGGCGGCAAGUCUCCAUCGAGACCUCCAGGUCACUGCAUGCGACCACAUACCGAGCAAUGGCUAGGAAUCGCCAAACAACGCAGGCAACGCCCGCGCAGAAGCCUUUGGUCGAGAUACCCGAAGACGAACAGUGGCGCUUGAUACAAGAAGCUGGUGUUCUCAGGAAGAUAUCUGACACACGAAAACCUGGGGAGACUACAGACAAUGUCGAACCACUCCCACUUGCGGAGGAGAUCUUCAACGCUGUCGUACUCAUUAUGCCGUUCACCUUCUUCCUCAUCAUGAUGGACAUCCUUAUACAUCAGCAGUAUGCACAGCGGUCAACCGUGAGUGACGUUGCCCAGAGGCUCCUCACAAACUUCCCCAUUCUGUCUAUCUUUGUGUUCUACACCACGCGACACAAGGCUAACCCUCGCAUGCAACUCGCUCUGUUCUUACUCUCCCUCGGCGUGGGGCCCCGAAUGAUAUGGCUCAUCAACCGUGGAUCAUGGCUUGUCAACAUACGACAGUGUCCACAAUUCGCAACCAUAUGGCUGUAUACAGUCGUACAGUUGAACUUAAACUGGGCCGCUCUCAGCUUAGUGAUGAUAGGAGCUUGGACAUGGUUCACAGGAAUGAAACUCAUGGUGUGAUUCCUUGUUACAUAGACAGACCGCGCCAAUUAUACAAAU